This is a messenger RNA of Sphenostylis stenocarpa, 1107 nucleotides long. Lineage: Eukaryota; Viridiplantae; Streptophyta; Magnoliopsida; Fabales; Fabaceae. The record is from the annotation of a GenBank genome assembly.
AUGGAGUCACCACCCAGUAAUCACCACGCCGUCGAUGGCGAUGCCAACGACGUUGGACCCUUUUCCCACCGCAACGACGAAGACGACAAACCCCAACCUCUCACCGGCGACGGCGCCAGUCCCGGAAAGAUUUUUAUUGGCGGUUUAGCGAGAGAAACCACGAUUGCACAAUUUAUCAAACACUUUGGUAAAUACGGUGAGAUAACGGAUUCCGUUAUCAUGAAGGACCGGAAGACCGGCCAGCCUCGCGGCUUCGGCUUCAUAACUUACGCGGAUCCCUCUGUGGUUGACACAGUUAUUGAGGACACUCACAUUAUCAACGGCAAACAGGUCGAGAUUAAGCGGACAAUACCGAGGGGGGCCGUUGGCUCGAACUCGAAGGACUUCCGAACCAAGAAGAUUUUUGUUGGUGGAAUUCCUUCUACUGUGACCGAAGAUGAAUUUAGGGACUUCUUUACACGCUAUGGAGAAGUGAAAGAUAACCAAAUAAUGCGGGACCACUCUACUAAUCGUUCGCGUGGCUUUGGGUUUAUCACCUAUGACUCUGAAGAAGCUGUUGAUGAUCUCUUAGCUGUGGGGAACAAAAUUGAGUUUGCUGGAGCUCAGGUAGAAAUAAAAAAGGCAGAACCAAAGAAGCCAAAUCCACCAGCUCCAUCUUCCAAGCGCUAUAAUGACUCCCGGUCUUCAUAUGGUGGUGGAUAUGGAGAUGCUUAUGAUGGAUUUGGUGGUAAUUUUGGUAUGGGUGGCUAUAGGUCAGGUGGUGCCUAUGGUGGUAGGGGAAGUGCUUAUGGUGGCUUUGGAAGUGAAUUUGGUGGGUAUGGAAGAUAUGCCGGUGCCAUGGGGCCUUAUAGAGCUGAUCCUUCACUUGGAUAUGCUGGUCGAUAUGGUGGAGGCUUUGGCAGAGGCUAUGAUCUUGGUGGGUAUGGUGGAGCUAGUGAGGGUUAUGGGGCAUAUGGUGGUGGUGGUUCCUCUGGUAAUGCUUAUGGAAGCAGCUAUGAUGCCAGCCUAGGGGCUGGAUAUGGGGGGGCUGGUGGAGGCUCCUUUUAUGGCACUAGAGGGGGAUAUGGUGGUGCAGGAACUGGUCGAUAUCAUCCGUAUGGAAGAUAG